ACACCUUGUCACAGAACAGACAUGUGGCUCCCUCUGGGUAUCGCACUGAUCACUGUAUUUCUGACGGUCAAGUUCCUUCUUAGCCGUCUGAGGAUAAACAGAAAAAACAGUGACCUUUUUGUACUGAUAACUGGAUGUGACACCGGGUUUGGCUACUUAGCGGCAACAGCAUUCGCCAGAAAAAGAAUUCGUGUAUUUGCUGGAUAUCUAAAAGAGUUCAAAUUAGAUUCGGAACCAUCAGAAUAUUUGAUUCCAAUCCAGUUAGACGUUACCAACGAAAAACAUAUAAAGAAGGCAGUCAAAACCAUAUCCGAUCGCAUACCACCAGAUCAAGGACUUUGGGCAGUUAUAAACAACGCUGGGGUGUCUUUACAUACAGGUCUUUGCGAGGCCCAAACCCCAGAUAACUAUAAGGACUGCCUGAAUGUUAAUUUAUUCGGAAUGGUCCUGGUGAACAAACACUUCCUUCCGCUUCUCCGUAAAUCCUCGGGACGCAUCAUAAACAUGGCUAGUAUUGGAGGAAGAUUUGCCUUUCCAUAUUCAUCUCCGUAUGUUGUAUCAAAGUUUGCAGUUGAAGGAUAUUCAGAAUGUUUAAGGCGUGAGUUAUAUCACCAAGGUGUUUCUGUACAUGUAAUAGAGCCAGGAGCAUUCGACACAGGCAUGCUGAUGCGCUCGACACCUAUUGACUUUGCACAAAGAACAUUUGACACACUCCCAGACGAGGUGAAAGACUACUAUGGCAGAGAUUUCUUUCAGAAAAUGUCAAAGAAUAUUUUACGAUUCAAAGGCAGUAAAGACCUUAACCAGGUGACAGAGGCGUAUUACCACGCCCUCACGGCCCGCUAUCCCCGGGCCUACUAUAAGGUGGGGUGGGACGCUAAGAUCCUCUUCAGGAUUCUUAUCUACCUGCCAACGUGGAUCACGGAUUUUCUCGUAACAUGGAUGUUUCAGAGGCCUGCCGGUGCUAAAUUAUAAUCUGAAAGACUUCUAGUUGGUUGUGAAUGACUCAGUAGAAGAUUUCCUAUCUUGUACAUUACCGGAUGUAUCUAUAGAAGGACGUCCACCCACUGUAUAUAGUAUACAGUUAUGGACUCUUUCGGUGCUAAAUAUGGUUUAUGUUUAUGCACCAGAAAAAUAUCAACACUGAUCGAAACCAAGCCGGCGAGAACGGUUUCAAAUAUGAUGAAUAUGAAGUUUUAUGAACUGAUUUUUUUUUUAUAGAUUAUAAAUGGACUAUAUAACUACUAAAAAAAAAGAAAAGACAACGUACUUCACUUUUCAUUGAAUGUCAUAUUAUAAUUUUUGAAUUUACUGGGUGGAAAUAAAUACAAAAA
Saccostrea echinata is the source of this 1334-nucleotide messenger RNA. Its product is annotated as short-chain dehydrogenase/reductase family 9C member 7-like. NCBI's taxonomy places the organism in Eukaryota, Metazoa, Mollusca, Bivalvia, Ostreida, Ostreidae. Bases 22 to 975 code for a protein of 317 amino acids. The transcript is spliced from 4 exons. The record is from RefSeq and is a predicted model, not a curated record. Gene Ontology annotation, molecular function: oxidoreductase activity.